AAUGGUAAGAACUCCUUACGGUCCGCGCCUGUUCCCGCUGUGUGAUUUCAUGUUGAAAGUUUUUUGUUCAGGUUUAAAUGAAACUUUUUCCCCUUCCCCCCCCCCCUCCUUUCCCCCCCUCCUUUCCUCCCUAACCCGGAUAUGGGUGAACACACGUCUGGCGGAGCCGCGCUGGCCCAGCAUGGCAUGAGCGAGCGAGCGAGCGAGGGAGCCAGCGCCGACAGACAUCGCCCCCUCCGCCCCGAGCGCGCCCGCGCACUCGCAAAACGCGGACUGGACUCCGCAUGGCGCCGGCUCCCGCUCCGGGCCGCCGUCAGGAGCGCGGCGGGCUGCGGGCGGGCGGAGCGCAGCCCCGUCGCUGCCUCUGACCGGGUGCCACUCAUGUGCGUGUCCAGCGGGCCCCGCCGAGGGGGCAGCCGCAGGCCCAACUCGCGCGGGGGUUGCUUGGAGGAGAAGGGUCCCGGCGGGCCUCGGCGUGUGGGGGCGAGCAGGAGCCAGGGGUGCCGCCGGCGGCGCAGCCUCGCGGGGCCGCUGCGGCGGGACAGAGGCGACGGGACGCCCGCAAACGCGGUGCCCCCGCGUCCAGGUGUGCUGGAGCAGGCGGAACUGCCAAACUUUCGGGCACCGCAAGUUGCCCCCCAGCCCCAUAUGUCAUGGUCAGAAGGCGCCUCGUUGUGCUCCGAGGGCAGGGAAACGUUUGCCAUCUCACGGGAAAAUAAUUUGGUGUUUUCUUUCCAGUUUGGUCCCCCCCCACCCCCCCCCCCCAAGAUUUAUAACCGUCUGCAAACGAAAUAUAAAAUUUAACCUAAAAUUCUGCAGCGGUAGCAUCUUUGCAGUUGUCCAUAUUGUCCAGCUGUCUCCAAAUUCUAACGGUCAUUUGCACUAAUGAUGCCUUUAUAUAUAGGGCUGUUUUCAAUAUGUUCUGUGUACUUAUUUGCAGAUCAACAGACUGAUCAAGGAGAGUGAGGCAUUUUCGGUCCCAUAAUUGUUUCCCCAAACAAUAUAAUUUCCAGUACACACAAGACACUCAUGAAAACGUAGUAACACAAAACCCAAAAUAUGUAAUCCAUGUAACUCUUGCUCCGAAUGGAAAGCUGCUGCUGCUGACCUACAUUUUUUAACCAUCUUUCAGAAUGGUUUGAAGGGGUUUUUAGAACUAUCUUAAUACAAACGAUACCCUAGUAGAAGAAAAGGUAAUAGUAGCACACUACCUUCAACUAAUGAAAGCAUAUGGGAGAUUAAAUACUUGGCUAUGAAUAUAGCAAACUGGAAUAUUAGUGAAUGUUUUCAAUAUCGUAACGGUCUAAACCACACUGUUUUAAAUGAAUUUAUUUUUGCGCUCUGUUAAGGCUUAAGGCAAGCACGUUUGCAAAUUUCAAAAUGGAAAUUUAAAUCUGAGAUUCAGUAAUAAUGGUAGAAAAAAAAUGCAGCCUAUCACAACAGAUGCUGUCAUGAGUAGGUAGGCUUUUUUGAAUCCACUGUGAAGGCAUUUAAGAGCAGAAACUUCAUGUUAUAAUGUUGCAUUACAUGCAAAGAUUAUUGAUAAAUGUAUGAACAGUGUGAUUUCAGUGUCUAUUAAUUUUAUUUCUGUCUGAAAAGUCAGAAGUAGUCUGAUUUCCAUGAUGGAGUUACUUUUGAAAAGUCUUGGUGCUUGUCAAGUACAUCUUGCUAAUACUGCUGUUACAAUUGUAUUUCUCUUUUUUUUUUUGGUACCAUUUCCAAGUGCAAAAAUGUUAUAUGGCUAGUAGAAAAACACAGAGCGGGGGAAAAAAUGCAACUCGGCUACAAGAUUGGAACUAAGAAGCUAUAAAAUAGAGGCCCUCAGCACAAUGAAAUCAGUCUGCUAUAAAAGGCGACACAUGCCAGUUUUUCCUCCCCAAUGGCAGAUGCCACACCCUAAAGCAGACAGAAGGCACUGCAGUCUGUGCAAGGGAAGCACAACACAAAGCAAAAACCAUGGUUCAAUUUUUUUAGAUUGCAAAUAAUGUUGAGAUUCCUUUUGCCAUCUUUGCUCAGAUGAUGAGUGGUAGUGUUUGUUAAAUUCAAAUGCUCCUUUCCAAAAGCUCUCAUUGUAUGCAUGAAUUAUGAAUUUAUUAUAAUAUAAUGUAAAAAAGCUCUAAUUGCCAUGCAUAUUAGCUGCUUCAAAAUGAUUGCAUUGAUAUUUGAUAUCGCAAGUGCAUGGUUUCAACUUCAGUUCCAUUUUCAUUGUUUCUUUGAUUUAAUUAUUUUCUAUAAACCAAUGUUGUCCAA
Molecule: messenger RNA, 2250 nt
Organism: Pezoporus occidentalis (night parrot)
Lineage: Eukaryota; Metazoa; Chordata; Aves; Psittaciformes; Psittacidae
Exons: 2
Coding region: 142-804 (220 amino acids)
Source: RefSeq, a predicted model, not a curated record